ACCGAAUGGUUGUCAAUGGCUGUCAACCAGAUAUGUUUACUUAUGGUGUGGUAGUAAAUGGAUUAUGUAAGAGAGGUGAUAUCGAUUUGGCUGUAAGUGUUCUCAAAAAGAUGGAAGAAAGAAAAAUAGAGGCUGAUCUUGUCAUCUACAACACAAUCAUUGAUGGUCUUUGCAAAUACAAACAUAUGGAUGAUGCUCUCAACCUAUUCAAUGAAUUGAAGAACAAAGGAAUUAGACCUGAUGUUGUUACCUACAACUCCCUUAUAAGUUCCCUCUGUAGUUAUGGAAGAUGGAGUGAUGCCUCUCGACUCCUGAGUGAUAUGAUUGAGAAGAAAAUCAACCCUAAUGCAGUCACUUUCAGCGCAUUGAUCGAUGCGUUUGCGAAGGAGGGGAAGCUUUUAGAGGCUGAGAAAUUGUUCGAUGAGAUGAUCCAAAGGUCUAUAGAUCUUGAUAUUGUCACUUACAAUUCAUUGAUCAACGGGUUUUGUAUGCACGAUCGUCUAGAGAAGGUCAAGCAGAUGUUUGAGUUCAUGGUUAGCAAGGAUUGUUUUCCAGAUGUAGUGACUUAUAGUACGCUUAUAAAGGGCUUUUGUAAGGCUAAGAGAGUAGAGGAUGGUAUGGAACUACUCCGCGAGAUGUCUCAAAAAGGAUUGGUUGGCGAUACAGUCACUUACAACACUCUUAUACAAGGGUUAUUUCAAGCUGGAGAUUGUGAUAUGGCUCAAGAAACUUUUAGUCAAAUGGAUUCUCUUGGUGUCUCUCCCGAUCUUUGGACCUACAACAUUUUGUUAGAUGGACUUUGUAAUAACGGGAGGCUAGAGAAAGCAUUUGUGGUAUUUGAGUGUUUGCAGAAGAGUAAAAUGGAACUUGACAUAUUGACAUAUAAUAUUAUGAUUGAAGGAGUGAAGCCUGAUGUUAUAGCAUACAAUACAAUGAUCUCAGGCUUGUGUAGGAAAAGAUUAAAGGAGAAAGCAGAUGCCUUGUUUAGAGAAAUGAAAGAAGAUGGGCCCCUUCCAGAUAGCGGUAGCUAUAAUACGCUGAUUAGGGCUCGCCUUAGAGAUGGUGACAAAGCUAGAUCAGCGGAACUCAUCAAAGAAAUGAGGAGUUGCAGAUUUGCUGGAGAUGCUUCAACCAUUGGCUUGGUCACUAAUAUGUUGAAUGAUGGGAGAUUGGACAAAAGCUUUUUGGAAAUGCUUUCUUAAACAGUUUAUCCUUAAGAGAGUUGUUGAGGAACCAUGUGCCCUCAUUAGGUUGCAAACAAGAGUUGAUAAGAGCAGUCUUCAAGCAGAUUUUAGAUUUCGAAUGAUGUCUCGGGCUCGAGCGAGACUUUGGUUUUGUUUCUCAUCUACCUUCUUCUUCCCAAAGCUCCCUCCCCUCAUAUGUGGCAUUGUAAUGUCAAAUGGAGCUUAUUUGUGGGAAAAAUGAAGUUUUUGGUGAUGUUCUUGUGAACUGCAAAGCUAUUUAACUCAUAUUGAAUAGGAGACUGGCCCAUCUCCUACUCCGUUAUUUCGAGGUAACGAAGGCCUCGCUGCUGCUAAACUUUCAAAUCCCAGUAUAAAAGAGAUUGGAAACGUUUAAUAGAAAAUUUCUAGUCUCCAUAUCACAUUCUUUGCUCAUAUGAUCAUUCAGAUCACUUGAUAGAUGAUUUCACUGAUUAUAUGUUAAUGGUGUGUGACUUGACCUAUAUAGCGUGGAGUGUUCUGAAUUCGAUCUAUAAUCAAUUUUUCAAUAUUGAUUCCAAUGGCUGAAUUUCGUAUGUUUGGGUCGUUUUUUUUUUACAACAAACGUUAAUUCCAGUUUGGUGAGAUAAAGAUUGUUAUGUUCUUGGAUCCUCUCUUGUUUCAGGUUCUUCUCUUGUUUCAAGUUUUUAGUAUUUUCUUGCAGUGAUGUUUCCAUUCUCCAAUAAAUUUAAUAAUUCAAGUUCUAAAACACUUGUCAGUUUAUGCAGCCACACACUGAACAGAUGAUCCUCUGCGAUAUAGGCCUUUGGGUUAAAUUCGAUUAAACGGGGGUUCGGAUCAAUAUAGGCCUUUCAAUGGGCUAUUUCUCAGACUAGAUUGUUAAAAAGUUCGCUGGCGUUUUCUGCCACAUGACGCAGAUCUCGCAUUGUACAACUCUCUUUUGGUAGGAGCGAGCUCAUACAAGCAAAUGAACAUAAACUUGUUGCUA
Messenger RNA from Arabidopsis lyrata subsp. lyrata, 2169 nucleotides. RefSeq names its product pentatricopeptide repeat-containing protein At1g62910-like. Gene Ontology annotation, molecular function: protein binding. Lineage: Eukaryota; Viridiplantae; Streptophyta; Magnoliopsida; Brassicales; Brassicaceae. The coding region runs from base 6 to 1202 and encodes 398 amino acids. The record is from RefSeq and is a predicted model, not a curated record. The transcript has 4 exons.